Fusarium coffeatum is the source of this 1788-nucleotide messenger RNA. RefSeq lists its product as uncharacterized. The transcript is spliced from 3 exons. Gene Ontology annotation, molecular function: ATP binding; metal ion binding; phosphoribosylaminoimidazole carboxylase activity. The record is from RefSeq and is a predicted model, not a curated record. Gene Ontology annotation, biological process: 'de novo' IMP biosynthetic process. Bases 1 to 1788 code for a protein of 595 amino acids. Lineage: Eukaryota; Fungi; Ascomycota; Sordariomycetes; Hypocreales; Nectriaceae.
AUGAGUACAGGACCUCAAAUCGGCCUUCUAGGCGGCGGCCAACUCGGCCGCAUGCUCUGCGAAGCGGCCUCUCCCCUCGAAGUCGAAAUCGCCAUCCUAGACGCCCAAGACGCCCCAGCAAAGCAAGUCUCCCGCAGCAAGUACCACGUCGACGGCUCUUUCAAAGACGCUGCCAAAAUCAGAGAACUUGCGUCAAACUGCAGUGUUCUCAGUGUUGAGACAGAACAUAUCGAGACGGCUACUCUGGAGGAGUUGAGUAAGGAGGGAAAGGUGGUUGUUUAUCCUUCUUGGAAGACGCUGCGUCUUAUCCAGGAUAAGUAUGAGCAAAAGGAUUAUCUUGGUAAACAGGGUAUCCCUAUCGCUGAGCAGACUGCUGUUCAAGCUUCCAGCAACGAUGAGAUGCGCGCUGCGCUGAAGGAUAUUGCGAACAAGUAUGGAUUGCCUUUCAUGCUCAAGUCUCGAAAGGAUUCAUAUGACGGACGGGGAAACAUCAAGAUCGCCAACGAAAACGACAUCGAGACCGCCGUGAACGAAUUCGGCAACCUUCAAUGCUACGCUGAGAAGUACGUUCCCUUCCAGCGCGAACUCUCCGUCAUUGUCAUCCGCACAGAAGACGCCGAUGGUACGACGAAGCGCCUUGUGCCGUACCCUUGUGUUGAGACUGUCCAUGAGGAUAAUGUCUGUUCCCGCGUGUACAUGCCUCCUCGUGAUACACCUGAAGAGGUUUCCAAGCGUGCGCAGGAUGUUGCCGUGUCAGUCGUUGAGAAACUUUGGGGACGUGGUGUUUUCGCUGUGGAGAUGUUUGUGACUGAGAAGAAUGAGAUUCUUGUCAAUGAGAUUGCCCCUAGACCUCAUAACUCUGGUCAUCUCACCAUCGAAGCCGUUCCCUACAUGUCUCAGUACAAAGCCCAACUCACAUCCAUCCUCGACGAGCCCCUCCCUGAACGUCUCGACCCCCACGUCUCAUCCAGCAUCAUGAUCAACAUCCUCGGCGGCGCCUCACCAGAAUCCCACCAUCCCCUCGUCAAGAAGGCCAAGGCCAUGUUCGCUCCCAAGAUCGGUGUCUACCCUCAUCUCUACGGCAAGCAGUCCAAGCCUGGCCGUAAGAUCGGUCACAUCACUCUCACUGGUCUGGACUGCAGUAUCAAGGAACUCGAGGACAUUGCGCAACCUCUUGUUCAAUUGGCAGCUGAUAUGCGCCAAGAGCGAAUCAACGCCAAGAGCAAGGCUAUGCGACCUGAGCAGGCCGUUGCCAAAUCUGCUCCUGCACCUUUGGUACUUGUUACUAUGGGCUCUGACUCUGAUCUUCCUGUUCUCAAGCCUGGUCUUGAUAUCUUGACUCAGUUUGGUGUUCCUUGGGAAGUCGAUAUCACUUCUGCGCACCGAACACCCGUCAAGAUGGGUGAUGUCGCUACGGCUGCUGCCGAGCGCGGUAUCAAGGCCAUCAUUGCCGCUGCAGGAGGAGCUGCUCACCUGCCGGGCAUGGUCUCAGCCUACACACCCCUCCCGGUCAUCGGCGUCCCCGUCAAGGCGACUCACCUCGACGGCAUGGACUCUCUUCUCAGCAUUGUUCAAAUGCCUCGCGGCGUCCCUACUGCCACCGUGGGAAUCAACAACUCCACCAACGCAGCCCUUCUCGCUAUUCGAAUUCUUGGCGCCUUCAUGCCUGAGUAUCUGGAGAAGAUGAAGGCUUACCAAACGGAUAUUGGGGAGCAGGUUAAUGGUAAGGCUACCCGUUUGAGGGAGUCGGAUGUGGAAUCUUAUCUUGCCUCUAUGAAGAAGGGUUAG